AUGUCGUCUCUAAAGGAUUCCUCUGUGGAUCCCCAAACCCAGCAGCAGCAACAACAACAACCAUACUUUGGUGCAGAAAAUGACAACGAUGGCAAUUACAACACGGCUGUGGAAGUUGGAUGGUAUAUUCUAGGUGAAGAUCAACAACAGGUUGGACCUUAUGUGUUUUCUGAGCUACGUGAGCACUUCUUGAAUGGGUAUCUCUUAGAAAGUACACUUGUAUGGUCUGAAGGAAGAAGUGAAUGGCAACCAUUGUCCUCCAUCCCUGAGUUGAUGUCAGGAAUUUCUCAACCGGGAUCUGAUUAUUCCGCAGCAGCACUCUCUUACAAUGAUAAUGAGGUGAAGUUGCAGGAGGUCAGAGAGGCCCAGUUGGGAUCUGUUGGAUUCAUAAAUGGAUCUCAUUCCAGCAAUGAACAGAAAGCCAAUCAUUCUACUUUAGUGUCUUCCAAUGACGACGACGACGAGUUUGAGAAAUGGCAAAGGGAGGUAAAAGAGGCAGAGGCUGAGGCAGAAAGGUUGAAAAAUGGAUCUCUUUCUGGCAACUCUGGAGCUGAUUUUGGGAUAGAUGAUUCUGAUAGGAUUCUGUCACCACCAGAUGGCGAGGAUGAAUUCACAGAUGAUGAUGGGACUAAAUACAAGUGGGAUAGAAGCCUUAGAGCCUGGGUUCCUCAGGAUGAUCCAUCAAGUGUAAUUGGGCAAUAUGGGUUAGAAGAGAUGACUUUCCAUGAACAAGAGGAGGUGUUUCUGAACGUAAAUGCUGCUGAUGCCUCUUUGAAGGAAGAAGUCAAUGGUACUGGUGGAGUGGUAGAAUCACAGCAAAAUAACAAGAGGAAAUUGCAAGGCGAGCAAGCUGAUAAGGAGGAGGAGAAGCAAGCUGAUAAGGAGGAGAAGCAAGCUGAGAAGAAGGAAGCCAAUAAGGCUCCUGAUAGUUGGUUUGAAUUGAAAGUCAAUACGCAUGUUUAUGUAACUGGGUUACCCGAUGAUGCCACUGCUGAAGAAGUGGUAGAGGUAUUUUCCAAGUGUGGGAUAAUUAAAGAGGAUCCUGAAACAAAAAAGCCUCGUGUGAAGAUCUACGUUGACAGAGAGACAGGAAGAAUAAAGGGAGAUGCACUAGUUACAUAUUUGAAGGAACCCUCAGUUGAUUUGGCUAUGCAAAUUUUGGAUGGGAGACCUUUGCGUCUUGGGGGCACAAUUCCUAUGUCGGUCAGCCGAGCCAAGUUUGAGCAGAAAGGGGACAGAUUUAUAUCCAAACAAGUAGACAGCAAGAAGAAAAAGAAGCUGAAAAGGGUUGAGGACAAGAUACUUGGUUGGGGUGGCCGUGAUGAUGCCAAGGUCUCAAUUCCAGCUACUGUAGUUCUUCGUCAAAUGUUCACUCUUUCUGAAAUGAGGGCUGAUGAAAACUUACGUUCAGAACUUGAGGUAGAUGUUAGAGAGGAAUGUGUGAAGCUUGGUCCAGUUGAUUCCGUCAAGGUCUGUGAAAAUAAUCCACAUGGUGUUGUUUUAGUGAAAUUUAAGGACAGAAAGGAUGCUCAAAAGUGCAUAGAAUUGAUGAAUGGGCGAUGGUUUGGUGGAAGACAGAUAGAUGCUAGUGAGGAUGACGGAUUAAUUAAUCAUGCUUUGAUCCGGGAUCUUGGUGAAGAUGCUGUUCGAUUGGAGCAGUUUGGUGCUGAACUUGAAGCUGAUUGA
Messenger RNA from Dovyalis caffra, 1686 nucleotides. NCBI's taxonomy places the organism in Eukaryota, Viridiplantae, Streptophyta, Magnoliopsida, Malpighiales, Salicaceae. The record is from the annotation of a GenBank genome assembly.